AUGGCCGAGACCGAGAUCACCAACCCGAGCGAGCAAUCGCCUAGCUCGCCUUUCCAGAAUGUCCGCACGAAUGGUCGUGCCUUUGAGUCGCCCAACUGGCGUAUGAAGGGCGAAGGUGGUGCCCCCGCGUCCCCCUCCCCUCGCGCCAGCACUUCUCGCCCUUCAUUCGGUCAACGAGGACAGACCCCACAGGCGAUCACUGACGGUCGCCGCUUAUACGUCGGAAAUAUGCCAUAUACGGCGAAGGCGGAGGAUGUGGAGGCGUUGUUCACGGCGGCCGAGUUUUCCAUUGAGCGUGUCGAUAUCGCCGUUGACCCUUUCACUGGCCGGAACCCGUCGUACUGCUUCGUCGACGUGGGAACUAAAGAAGAGGCAGCCCGCGCGAUGGCUGAGUUGGAUGGGAAGGAGUUGCUGGGACGCAUGGUGAGAAUUAAGCCUGGUGUGCAACGAUCUUCGGCAAACCCGGGGUCACCUUCGCCUUCGACUUCAAGUGGUAUGGGAAUGAUGGGAACAUCUGGGGUAGCAUCUCCCAGCAUGGACCGUUGGCGCCGUCCGGACCAAAGCGCCACCGCUGGCAGCUCCAGCUCCAGCCUCAGCACUCCUAAGACGCAAGGUGAUUCCAGCCGAAGGGUUUAUGUGGGUGGACUGCCACGAGUGGCGGAUCAGGAGGAGUUGCAGAGCAAAGUGACAGGGUUCUUCCAGGGAUAUGAAGUGCAAGAAGUGAGUAAGCUGUUUGCACCACACCCGGCCAAGCGAUUCGAGCCCGGUGAGCACAACUAUCUCUUUGUGGAGUUGGCGAGUGUGGAAGAAGCCCAACGGGCAAUGGACAGCCUUAAUGGGGUGGAUGGACCGUGGGGAGGGCCAUUGCGAGUGCAACGGGCCCGAGGAGAGCAGGUGGCGAAGUAA
Penicillium manginii is the source of this 906-nucleotide messenger RNA. RefSeq lists its product as uncharacterized. Gene Ontology annotation, molecular function: RNA binding. Bases 1 to 906 code for a protein of 301 amino acids. The record is from RefSeq and is a predicted model, not a curated record. The transcript has 4 exons. NCBI's taxonomy places the organism in Eukaryota, Fungi, Ascomycota, Eurotiomycetes, Eurotiales, Aspergillaceae.